GCGGGCGGCGGCUCAGAAAGAAGAAGAGGAGGAAGAAGGAGCAGCGGAGGAGGGUGGGAGCGAGUUUUUUUCCCUCCCCCUCCACGCGAGUUUUCAGCCAUGAAUCCCAAUUGUGCGCGCUGCGGGAAGAUCGUGUAUCCCACGGAGAAGGUGAACUGCUUGGAUAAGUUCUGGCACAAAGCAUGUUUCCACUGCGAGACCUGCAAGAUGACCCUAAACAUGAAGAACUACAAGGGCUACGAGAAGAAGCCGUAUUGCAACGCACACUACCCGAAGCAAUCCUUCACCAUGGUGGCAGACACCCCCGAGAACCUGCGCCUAAAGCAGCAGAGUGAGCUCCAGAGCCAGAUUCGCUACAAGGAGGAGUUUGAGAAGAACAAGGGCAAAGGCUUCAGCGUGGUGGCCGACACCCCGGAGCUGCAGAGGAUCAAAAAGACUCAGGAUCAGAUCAGCAACAUCAAAUACCACGAGGAGUUUGAGCGGAGCAGGAUGGGCCCCAGCCCCAGCGAGGGCUCGGAGCCGGAGCGCAGGAAUUCCCAGGAGAGCUCCGGUUACCGGAGACCCGCCGAGCAGCAGCACCAGCCGUCCCACCACGUCCAGCCCACCAACCCAGUGUACCAGCAGCAGCCGCCGUCCCAAUCCUAUGGAUACAAGGAGCCGGCGGCUCCGGCCUCGACACAGCGCAGUGCCCCGUCUGCAGGGGGGAAGCGUUUCCGCGCCGUCUACGACUACAACGCGGCGGACGAGGACGAGGUUUCCUUCCAGGACGGCGACACCAUCAUCAACGUGCAGCAGAUCGACGACGGGUGGAUGUACGGCACCGUGGAGCGCACGGGGGACACGGGCAUGCUGCCCGCCAACUACGUGGAGGCCAUCUGAGCCCUGGGGGGGGAGGAAAGGGGGUCCAGCCCAGCCCCCAGCCCGGGGCUGUCCCCCCCCGGUGUGUGUGUGUGAGCCCCUCUGCCCCAGCGCCCCUGCUCCGUGUGCUCCGGUGCCUCCGGACGGCCCGGCUCCCGUGUCCGUGUGUCCGCAGCCGCCUCCGGGUUCUCCCGCCCCUUCAGCUCCUCCCGUGGGGAUGGAGGGACUGUGUGCAGGGGGGGCACGAGGGGCUGCAGCUCCCCUGCUCUCUGGGGCUCCCUCCUCUCCAGCCCCCCCGGGCGCUCCGGCCUUUCCCGGCCGGGGGGAGCAGCCGGAGUUGCUGCGAUCCCAAAAAAGAGAGGGAGAGACCAUGUUAGGACCAAAUUCCCCCCACCCUGGCAGGGCUGGGCAGAGCUGCCCCUGCGGGUGAGCUGAGGGAUGCUCAUCCCCGGGGUGCCCCAGGGUGCCCUGGGCUGCAGGGAUGGGCUGGAAGCCUCCUCCUGCCCCGGCUCUGGCCCAUCCCACUGCUCCUCCCGGCCCCUCUGCGCAGUUCCCGUUCAAUCUUUGCUCCCUUCAGUCCUCAAAACAGGAAAACAUUCGCAGUUAGAAUCUCAAACAAAGCCUUUGUCCUCGGGAUCCCCAGAGGCUGCUCUGGGCAGCCCUGGGGGUGGCUCUGGGUGCUCCUGCCUUGGGCUCCAGCUGACCCAUUCCACCUCCUUGAUUUCCCCUGAGUGAAGGAGCAGCUUUGGGGUUGCUCCAGCUCCAGGGUUGGAGUUGGGCUGAGCCCCCCUGCAGCUCCAGCUCCCCCUGACUGGGGUCUGGGUGUCCCCUGGAAGCCUCUUCCUCGCAGCACUGGCUGCUCCCCAAAUUCACCCCGAGCCUUCCUGCUUUUCUCUUGCUGCUGCCGCCGGGUUUUUGGGACCCUCCUGAGCCCCCCACCUGCUGGGAGGACGGUGUGGGGAGCCAGCAGGAUCAGCCCCUAUCCCUGUGCCUCCUCUGAGCCGGGUGUGAGGGAUCCUCCCCCUCUGGCACCACGCUGGGACAGACCUGGGUGAGUGUCCCCCUCCAGCACCCUGCUCUGGAGUGACUGGGCACCCUGAGCCACCCAGCCAUGGUGGCAGCUUUUGGGACCACCCCUGACUUGGAAUCAUGUCAUGGACCAAAAUCUCCGGGCACAUCCCUGUCCCCUUCUCCUCUGGGCUCCCAAGGUGCCGGAGCAGGUCAGGGUCGGGAUAACUGGAAGCCUGUGUGAGGAGGGAGGAGUGGGACACUCCUCUCCUGGGGCACAGGAGCAGGACGAGGGGACAGUGGUGUCCCCUUGCUGGGCUGCACCAGGACCCUUCCAGGGGGACAGCGCUGCCUUUGCUAUUCCCAAAGGAAAAGAGGGAAUACAGGGACCAAAGCAGUUGAGACAUUCCCUGGCCCUGUUUGGGGCCGUGUCCCUGCCUCCUGCCUGCAGUCCCCUCCCUCAGAGCACAGGGGCUGCAGGGCUGGGAUUGGGAUGGUUGGGAUGACUGGGAUUGGGGGCUGCAGGGCUGGAGCGUGGAUGGUGCUGGGAUUGGGAUGGUUGGGAUGACUGGGAUCAGCAAGGAGGGGGUCCCUGGCAGGGUGGAGGCCCCCUGGGAGGGCCUGAGCCAGGGAAAGGGACUCGUGGCUCCUUCCCCAGCUGGCUGCGAUGGGAUGUGGGUGUGCCAGGGAUUUUUGGGCCCCCGGGAGGGGCUGUCCGGGAUUUUGGUGCUAAAACAAGUGAGCACAAGAGCAGGGAGGGGGUGGCUGGGCAGGGGGGACCCACAUCCCCCUGCCAAUCCUCUUCUUAAUCACGUUCUUGUCUGGGAAUGGGGGGGGGGGGAGUAUCAAUGUGAAUAAACCGUUUUUUAAUGGACCAAAUAACACAGGCAAUUCCGUUUUGGGAUACAGACCUUUUUUUAAUGCUACCUUGAGACCAUUGUCCCUAAUCCUCCCCCCUGCCCUUCCCUGGCCCCUUCUCUCCCCCCCCCGCCGUGGGAAAACAAACCUCUUACUGCUUCAUUUCUGCCUUUUUCUCUCAACUUAUGCACUUUUUUGCCUUUUUUUCAUAGCCGAAAAGCACCUAAACCUGUAUUUAAAAAAAAAAAUAAAAAUAAAUGAAUAAAUAAAAUAGUAAAAAAAAAAAAAAAAAAAAAAGGAAAGAAAGAAAAGAAAGGAAAAAAAAAAAUGAGAAAAGCUGAGUUGCUUCUCAUCACGUGUAAAAUAGCCCCUCGUCCAUCCCCAGCUUCCCCGGUUGCGUCUCAGUGCUGAGCUUAGAACGUGUUUUCUUCGGGAUCCGUCGCUUGAUUGGGGUUUGUCCUCGUGUCCUCCUUCCCCGUGGGCUUGAGCACCCACCAGUAAAACGUGUGAUUUGGCCUUUUUUUUUUUCUGUCCCAAACCAUCGAGUGGAACAAUCCAACCCCGUCCUCUUCCCGGUUUACUCGGAUGAAAAAAAAAAUAAAAGUAUAAUUUUUA
This is a messenger RNA of Pseudopipra pipra, 3339 nucleotides long. RefSeq names its product LIM and SH3 protein 1 (gene LASP1). Gene Ontology annotation, cellular component: focal adhesion. The transcript has 7 exons. NCBI's taxonomy places the organism in Eukaryota, Metazoa, Chordata, Aves, Passeriformes, Pipridae. The coding region runs from base 100 to 879 and encodes 259 amino acids. Gene Ontology annotation, molecular function: actin filament binding. The record is from RefSeq and is a predicted model, not a curated record.